CAUCCAAAAAAAAAAUUGAAAAAUACUCCAAAUCUAAAACCCUUUCUUCUCUACUUCUACACUUCCUAACCUUCCACUCUACUCUCCAAAAAGCUUCCCCCUUUUCUCCCUCUCUCUCUCUCUCUCUCACUAUCUCUGCAACUUGUCUUCCUUCACAUUCUAAAACUUUUGUCUAAUUCUAAGAGAAAAAAAAAAUGAGGGGUCCUUUGGGGGCAGUAAUAGGAAGGUACCCAUCAAGUGAUGGAACUACACAAAUUGGAGGGAUCAUUAAGCACAAUAGGAAAUGUAGAGAUGUUGCUUUUCUUAUCAUUUUUAUAGCAUUUUGGGUUGCUAUGAUUGUUAACUCUAGCUUUGGGUUUAACCAAGGAAACCCAUUAAGGCUUACAUACGGGCUGGACUACAAAGGGAAUUUAUGUGGUGAUGAGCAUGCAGAUCCUAGCCUUCGUCAGUUGGAGCUCAAGUAUUGGUUGAAUCCAAAUCAGGUUUAUCAAAGUGGUGUGAAGGACAGCCAAUUCAAAUUGUCUAAUGCUCGGAGUAUAUGCUUGUUGGAUUGCCCUAUUCCAUCAGAAGAUUCUCUCAAUUGGGUCUGUGAUUAUCCGGAGGGGGAUAUCCGCCUCUCAAAGGAUGACUGGAUCGAUAGAAAUUAUGAUUAUUUUGAAUUCCUUACACCAGAAAUGAGAAAUGCUUCUCUUCAACUUCAAGGUCCAUGUUACCCAGUUAUAUUUCCAAGUGUAAAUGUUUACUGGAGCUGCCAAUUCAUUGCUCGUGCAUCAAACACAUCUUUGCGCCAUUGGCAACAGAUGGGAGGAGUGAAUAUCAAUGAAGAUAUUGUAAUAGAUAAAUCCAUUCACAGCUUCAUCAAUUCUCGGUCGUCUGUCUUAAAGCGUUACAUGGCUGACAUUGGAAAGUCAUGGCCAGUAUUGAUAGUUUGUGGAGGGCUGCUGCCACUGUUUCUGUCAGUAAUAUGGCUGUUAAUGAUUCGCCAUUUUGUUGCUGCAAUGCCUUGGUUCACAGUUGCCCUCUUUAACAUUCUCAUAAUCACAGUUACGAUGUUUUACUACUUAAAAGCUGGAUGGAUUGGGAAUGAUGCCAUCUCCCCUAUCAUUGGUGAGCACGACCCAUACAUACAUGUUUUUGGACGGGAACUAAAUCAUCUCCGUGCUGUUGCCAUUCUUAUGACAUUUGUUAUGGUUGUUUCCAUCCUAACAUCAAUUGCAAUUGUUCGCCGCAUCCUAAUGGCAACAUCGGUCCUCAAGGUUGCUGCAAAGGUCAUAGGAGAAGUUCAAGCACUGAUCAUUUUUCCAAUCAUGCCAUAUGCAGUUCUUGCAAUUUUUUACAUGUUCUGGAUAUCAGCUGCCCUGCAUCUGUUCAGUUCAGGUCAGGUUGUCCAGAACAACUGUAAUUCCAACUGCUGUGCUUAUGAUCUUGUGUCGAAAAAGGUGAAUUGUGAUCGUUGCUGUGGUUAUAGCAUCCAUUACACCCCUCAUAUUGCUGUUGCCAUCUUUUUCCACCUGUUUGGGUGCUACUGGGCUACACAAUUUUUUAUAGCAUGCUCUUCAACUGUGAUUGCGGGUUCUGUUGCCUCUUACUAUUGGGCUCGUGGUGAAACAUCGCCAGAGAUCCCAUUUCUUCCUGUUUUUGCGUCUAUGAAGCGGCUUAUGCGAUACAGCCUUGGUUCCAUGGCCCUUGGCUCAUUGUUUGUGUCCUUUGUGGAAUCAAUUCGUUUCAUUCUUGAGUCAAUUCGUCGUAAACUCAAAGUUGCUGGCACUACACCAGAUAGUUGGUUUGGAAAGAUGGGAUAUCACACUUCCCAAGGAUGUUGGAGAUGUGUUGAGUGGACAAUCAAAUCAGUCAAUCGCAAUGCUUAUAUAAUGAUUGCUAUAACAGGGAAAAGCUUCUGUAGGGCGUCUGCAAUUGCAACAGAAUUGAUCAUGAACAACAUCCUUCGAAUCGGGAGGGUGAAUGUUAUCGGAGAUGUUAUCCUAUUUCUUGGGAAGUUGUGUGUCAGCCUUUCAAGUGCUGUUUUUGGUUUCCUCAUGUUGGAUACCCACAAGUAUAGCUCUGGUCAUAACAAAAUAUCCUCCCCGCUGCUUCCUGUGCUGGUUUGUUGGGCUCUUGGUUAUGUAGUUGCAACUCUCUUCUUUGCUGUGGUGGAGAUGUCAAUCGAUACCAUAAUUCUUUCAUUCUGCCAGGAUUCGGAAGAGCACCAAGGGACAGCCCAAUAUGCACCUCCCCUUCUCAUUGAAACUCUCAAUGACCAAAAUGAGAUGCAGAGACUUACCCAAUGAUCUUAUUCCAUGUAUAAUGUUCCAUAGAAUUCAUGAAUCCUUAAUAUAUUAUAGUGCUUUUACAUUUUCAUUAUCGUUUCAUUUCUGGUUUCUUUCUGCAUAAAAUGUUUUGAUCCUUUCCUGUAUAUAGUUGAUGAUCAUGAACGUGAAAAUUUUUGGUCCUGAGGAAUAUAUCUGCUUCUCUUUAAUGUGUCA
Molecule: messenger RNA, 2483 nt
Organism: Theobroma cacao (cacao)
Lineage: Eukaryota; Viridiplantae; Streptophyta; Magnoliopsida; Malvales; Malvaceae
Product: Plasma-membrane choline transporter family protein
Biological process (GO): transmembrane transport
Cellular component (GO): membrane
Molecular function (GO): transmembrane transporter activity
Source: RefSeq, a predicted model, not a curated record